Dalotia coriaria is the source of this 515-nucleotide messenger RNA. RefSeq names its product HIG1 domain family member 2A. Gene Ontology annotation, cellular component: mitochondrion. Gene Ontology annotation, biological process: mitochondrial respirasome assembly. The coding region runs from base 88 to 387 and encodes 99 amino acids. NCBI's taxonomy places the organism in Eukaryota, Metazoa, Arthropoda, Insecta, Coleoptera, Staphylinidae. The transcript is spliced from 2 exons. The record is from RefSeq and is a predicted model, not a curated record.
CGUUUUCAAACUUCAUAAAUUACUAACCUCAAAAUCUCUGUCAAAACAACUUGCUUUCUCCGAUUUAUAUUUUAACAUUUUCGAAAAAUGGGAAAAGAACAAACAGAAACUACGCCAGAAUUUGACUGGGUUUCUCUUCACAAUGAGUUGGGCAAGGGAAUGGGCGACGAAACAACUAAAGAACGAAUGGUUCGCAAAAUGAAGGAGAAUCCAUUAGUCCCAAUUGGCUGUUUGGCUACUGCCAGUGCUUUAGUUUAUGGUUUAUACUGCUUCCGGCGUGGUGAAAGACGAAUGUCACAGUACAUGAUGAGGACAAGAAUUGCAGCACAGGGAUUUACUGUUGUAGCCUUAAUAGCAGGAUUAGGAUUCACUGCAUCAAAAAAAUGAAUUAAUGAAGAAGGUUGGAGGGAAGCAUUAGAAUAGAAAAUAUAUGUAUAUAAUUUUUCUUUAGUGUUCCACCUAAUUAAAACCUGGACAUUGUAUAAAUAAAAAUUUCUCUUUUUACGUAAUAUAAA